Zasmidium cellare ATCC 36951 is the source of this 1344-nucleotide messenger RNA. RefSeq lists its product as uncharacterized. Lineage: Eukaryota; Fungi; Ascomycota; Dothideomycetes; Mycosphaerellales; Mycosphaerellaceae. Gene Ontology annotation, molecular function: carboxylic acid transmembrane transporter activity. Gene Ontology annotation, biological process: carboxylic acid transport; transmembrane transport. The record is from RefSeq and is a predicted model, not a curated record. The transcript has 3 exons. The coding region runs from base 1 to 1344 and encodes 447 amino acids. Gene Ontology annotation, cellular component: plasma membrane.
AUGGCUCAACAAUUUCUCUCGGCCGAAGGACCGCGCAAAAUCGGAACAAUCGUCACGAUCGUUGGCUCUGCCCUCGCCAACUUAUCCGAUGGCUAUCAGCAGAACCUCGCAUCUUCGACCAACGUCGUCUUCAAGCACCUCCUUGGCAAAGCAUAUACCUCUGAGAUUCAGACACGGAUCUCAAAUGCUCUCCUAGUUGGCUCCGUGAUCGGCAUCCUGGCCUUUGGUUAUGUGGCCGAUCGAUUCAAUCGCAAAAGCGGCAUGCUCGUCACCAGUGGUCUCGUCAUCAUUGGCUCGCUCAUGUCGACUCUGGCCUUUCAAGUACAUGGCAUGCAGGACAUGCUCUGGUACUUGACAGUCGCUCGAGGAACAGCUGGUGUUGGCGUGGGAGGCGAGUACCCAACCAGUUCUGCUGCAGCAUUGGAAGGCUCCAACGAACACUUCGACUCCCAGCGCGGGCCGAUCCAAGUCCUCAUCUCAACAGUCAUGGCUACAUCAGGCAGUGCACUGUGCACAUUCGUCUAUCUAAUGGCUUUGAUUGGUAGUGGGGAGAACCUGAAAGUCGCAUACCAUGCUAUCUAUGCAAUUUCGACGAUUCUCCCCCUUCUUGUCGUACUGGCUAGGUGGCGAAUGCAGAACGGGAAGCUGUUCAACCAGAGUAACUUCCAGAAGAGGAAAAUUCCGUGGACACUAAUUGUUAGGAAGUACUGGCUCAGGAUGCUGGGGACUUCGACGGUGUUCUUUUUGUAUGACUUUGUGAACUUUCCCAACUCCAUCAUGAGCUCCGUCAUCAUCAACGGCCUUGUACCAGGAAGCGACGUCCGCCAGGUGGCUCUAUGGCAACUCUACUUAGGAUUGAUGCCCAUCCCCGGUGCCCUCGCCGGCGCGUGGCUCGUCAACAAGAUCGGACGUCGUUGGACUGGCAUCACCGGCUUCCUACUCGGAUAUGUCGUCUGCGGCUUCAUCAUCGGCGGCCUCUACCACAAACUCACAACCGAAGCCUUGCCAGCCUUCGUCGUGCUAUACGGCCUCCUACAAGCUUUCGGACACAUGGGCCCCGGGGCAACGAUUGGCCUGAUCUCAUGCGAGUCGUUCCCCACGGCGGCCAGGGGAAUGGGAUAUGGCGUUGCCGCUGGGUUUGGAAAGGCGGGUGCUGCUGUUGGCACGCAGGUGUUUACCCAGAUCCGGGCGGCUGCUGGCCCGGCGUCGACGUUCUGGGUUGCUGGCGGGAUUGGAAUCUUCACGUCUGGGGUUUAUUACUUCUUGCCGGAGGGAAGUCAGCUUGAGCUUGAGAAGGCUGAUGAGGAGUUUGAGAGGCUGUUGCUUAGUGAGAAGAUAUAUUGA